This is a messenger RNA of Suillus subalutaceus, 1623 nucleotides long. RefSeq lists its product as uncharacterized. NCBI's taxonomy places the organism in Eukaryota, Fungi, Basidiomycota, Agaricomycetes, Boletales, Suillaceae. The record is from RefSeq and is a predicted model, not a curated record. The transcript has 7 exons. The coding region runs from base 469 to 1479 and encodes 336 amino acids. Gene Ontology annotation, molecular function: protein binding.
GUGGGGGUGUCAAGGGAUGGUCGAUGGGUUGUCACUGCAGGUGGAGAUGACUUUAAUCACGCUGGGGAGCUCAAAGUCUGGGAGGUUGAGACGGGGAUCGUGAGAACAUUUGAAGGCCAUUCAGGGCAUAUCCGCUGCAUUGAUAUUUCCGCGGACAGCACCCUUCUAGCGAGUUCUGGGGUAUAUGAUACAGUGCGGGUAUGGAGCUUGGACACCGGCCAACUCAUAUUCGAGAUAGCUGAUGCAACGGGACCCGGAGCUGUUCGAUUCUCGCAAGACUCGAAGAAACUCGCAGUCAAUUCAAGCGUGGCGAAGUGUCUCCAGGUGUGGGAUAUUAAAACGCAGAAAUUGGUUGUCAGAGUGGGGAAAGAAUAUGCUAGCGGAGUCAUCAAACAUGCGUCAGUGUUUUGGACAACCAAAGACAAAACAAUCGUGGCCGCAUUUAACUUCAAGUAUGACGAUUACAACAUGACCAUGACCGAUAUCGAUCGGCGCGAGUACUACUAUGACGAGCCCAAGACAAUCUAUGAGUUCGAUGCAUCGACACUGCAGACAGUCGGAGCUCCCUUCGAAGGGCACAUUCGCGGCAUCCAUGAUCUAGCACUUUCAUUUGAUGGUGCUAUUCUUGCUGGUGCUUGCUUAUCCACCAUCAAGCUCUGGGCGUUUGAGUCCCGCCAACUCCUAGCCUCGUUCGAUAUCGGUAUUCUUCACCACCUCAUCUUCUCACCCAACUCACACCAACUGGCAUACACCAUUUACCCGCAAACCGACUUGAAUAUCUACAUAUGUGACAUUCCACCCCACAUCCUUACCACUAUCCAGUCUACACAAGAAGCGCAGCCUAAUAUAAGUGCAGCUACAAAUCCACAACUCCUUAAUGUACGUUAUCUCUACUCUCCAACGCAAACACGUCGUGCCACGCGCCGUAACCCAAUACAAUCACCUAUCUUCCCCCGCCCACAAAGAGAUUUCCCCACAAUAUACCCACAGGAGCAUACUUUUCUUCGUUACCUUCGCAAAAUGCUUCCUUCUCGCAUGACCCCUGUUCGGACUGAUCAGCCCCGUGAUCCUCUGGAUUUCCCUGCUACUUUGCCCCUACCUCACAGCACCUCUCCCUCUGGGCAAGCCACGAGUCACGCGCAUUCGGAUAUGAAUCCCCAGAACGCUCGACACAUAUCAGCACCCAAAUCCUCUGCCACUGCUCCCACCACCUUCAAGACACGACCACACCACCUAUCAACCUGGUGGCCCGCUCGUGCGACUCAUGCAUCACCGCCUAUUGUCGAUGUUCCUCUUGCUCCGGGUAAAUUGCGCUAUGCUACAGCGGGUGCUCCCACAUUUGACGAGGACUUGAUUCGUGAUGAAGACUAUGUUCCUUCUACUCCUCCUUCACCUCAUCCAAAUUCGCAACGACCUUCCACAGGAGUGCAGGUUACCGCCGGACAGCAUGGAAGUGGCCGGUUGUGUGGCUGCUUCUAAACUGGUCUCGUGAACAUUUUACUUUUGAUUGUUAUCAUCCGGCAUGCAAGUACAGCCCUCCAUUACAUGCUGUAUUAUUGUAUCUCCGGGACGGAUAUAUGAAGCAGCAUCGCAUGAUUUAGUUCUGCACGAGUGCCAAGGCUU